AGCGCUGGUCGUUCUGAGUCAUACAAACACCUCUGUAUACCGUCAAACUCAAAGUGUUUAACUAACAACGAUGGCUAGAGAGUAUGAUCAUUUGUUUAAACUUCUUAUAAUUGGUGACAGUGGAGUUGGAAAAAGUAGCUUGUUACUUAGGUUUGCUGAUAACACAUUUUCUGGAAAUUACAUCACAACCAUUGGUGUGGAUUUCAAGAUUAGGACAAUUGAAGUGGAUGGAGAACGGGUGAAACUCCAGAUCUGGGACACAGCUGGACAGGAACGUUUUCGAACAAUUACAUCAACGUAUUAUCGAGGAACCCAUGGAGUUAUUGUAGUGUAUGAUGUCACAAAUGGAGAGUCCUUUGCAAAUGUCAAGAGGUGGCUACAUGAGAUUGAUCAAAACUGUGAUGUAGUCAACCGAAUCCUAGUCGGUAAUAAGAAUGAUGACCCAGACAGGAAGGUAGUGUUAACAGAAGAUGCCCAACGGUUUGCUGAUCAGAUGGAAAUCCAGCUGUUUGAAACUAGUGCUAAGGAGAACAUCAAUGUUGAAGAAGUAAGGAAUUGUGUGUGUAUGCAUGUGACAAAGGAUAUAUAA
Limulus polyphemus (Atlantic horseshoe crab) is the source of this 589-nucleotide messenger RNA. Its product is annotated as ras-related protein Rab-35-like. The record is from RefSeq and is a predicted model, not a curated record. Gene Ontology annotation, molecular function: GTP binding; GTPase activity. Gene Ontology annotation, cellular component: endosome membrane; plasma membrane. Bases 71 to 589 code for a protein of 172 amino acids. The transcript is spliced from 5 exons. NCBI's taxonomy places the organism in Eukaryota, Metazoa, Arthropoda, Merostomata, Xiphosura, Limulidae. Gene Ontology annotation, biological process: endocytic recycling.